UAAUCCUAAUGCAUGGAUGGAUUUUGGGGGAUUUUAAAGCAUCUUUUCAAGGGUGUGAUCUGAAAACUCCUUAGGGUGAGAGACUGAAACUUUGACCAUUAUAAACUGAAUUUGACUGAUUCACAUCGACUUGGACUGAUUAUAUAUAUGUAUAUUGUCCCCUAUGAAUCGGAUCUUUCUGCUUUUUGAGAUGACGUUUUUUGUGAAUUGGUUUUGUGUAAAUCAACUGAACUGCUUUUUGAAUCGAAUCACAGGAAUAAAAGAACGACUCAGAUGUAGCUGCGCCUCUGAACAAUACAAACAUCAUGAACUGAUUGAAGCCUCCCUCUGCUUCACUUCCGCUGUCAGAUCCUCACAGAUGUCAAAGCUCGCGCGCGCGCCCAGGUGUCGCCCUCCGUCGCGGGACGCAUCCGCAGCUGCGUGCGGAGCGGCUGACGUCAGGAGCGGAGCGGCACGAGAGGAGUUGAAAUAGGGCAGAGCAGAAAGCGGAGCUGCGAGAGGAAACCAGCCGCGCAGAGCCGCAGGAUGGACAGCCGCCGCCGCCGCCGCUGCUGAGGGUCGGGGACGCGCCGCCCGCCGCUGAAACAGCCGCGUCUGAGAGCCGCCAGCGCGAAAUCAUUCCGAGCCACACACGAACCCAGUGGGACUACAGGCGGAACAGUUCGGACUCACCGCUGCGUGGAAUCUGUUUGUUUCUUUCUGCGCUUUUCCUCGGAGGAUCUCAGAUAAAAUGGGCCUCCUGGGUGUUUGGGUUGUGGUGGUUCUGCUGGGAACGUUGGGAUGCUGGACAGCCGAAGGUCACAGGAGCAGCCGACGAGGCGGCACGGAUGCAGCCGCCAAGUCCCACACCUCCCACCAGGAGUCGCACUCCAUGGAGAAGGAGAAAGCAGACGGGAGCAUCGAUCAAUCUCAUUCUGAUGCAGAGGAAGACCCGUGUCACAGGACCUACUGUGGAAGAGGCCGGCAGUGUGUGCUGAUGGCGGAGAGCGGGCGCGCCGAAUGCGUGUGCCAGGAAAAAUGUCGGCCCUCCUUUGUGCCCGUGUGCGGCUCGGACGGCAGGUUUUACGAGAACCACUGCGAGGUUUACCGCACCGCCUGCCUGGAGAGGAGGCGCAUCUACGUGGUGCACAGCAAAGACUGCUUCUUCAAAGGCAGCGCAUGCACCAUGUCGGAGUACAACAAGCUGAAGAGCACGCUGCUGGAAAUGCAACCGAAAGCGGUGGGGAGUGGCGAGCGGAGCCAGCAGCGAGACAUGGAGGAGAAGAGGGCGCUGGUGGACGCCAUGUUUAAAUACCUGGAUGGAAACGAAGACGGCCGGCUGAUCAGCGACGAGUUGGACAAGAUAUCGAUGAAGGAGCAGAUGGAGAGCAGCCUGUUGGAGUGCACCAUGCAGGACCUGCUGCGGUACGACGACUACAACAACGACGGACAUCUAAGCCUUCACGAGUUCUACACGGCUUUCCAAGUGGUGCAGCUGAGCCUGGCGGAGGAUCAGCGAAUCAGCACCUCGACCGUAACGGUGGGCCUCAGCGCCGUCCUGACCUGCGCCAUCCAGGGAACGCUGCGCCCGCCCAUCAUCUGGAAGAGGAACGGCAUCGUCCUGAACUUCCUGGACCUGGAGGACAUCAACGACUUUGGGGACGACGGCUCGCUGUACAUCACCAAGGUGACAACAAUUCACAUGGGGAACUACAGCUGCCAUGCCUACGGCUACGAAGACCUCUAUCAGACUCAUGUGCUGCAGGUGAAUGUCCCUCCGGUGAUCCUGGUUUACCCGGAGACGCAGGCCCAGGAGCCCGGCGUGUCGGCCAGCCUGCACUGCCACGCCGACGGCAUCCCCGACCCGAAGCUGCUCUGGCUGAAGAACGGCAUGGACCUGCAGCUCAGCUCCUCCACUCAGCUCUCCCUCUUAGCCAACGGCAGCGAGCUCUUCAUCGCCAGCGUGCGUUACGAAGACACCGGCGCUUACACCUGCAUCGCCAAGAACGAGGUGGGAGUGGACGAGGACAUCUCCUCUCUGUUUGUGGAAGAUUCGGCCAAGAAAACGCUUGCAAACAUCCUUUGGAGAGAAGAAGGGUUGAGUGUGGGAAACAUGUUUUACGUGUUUUCUGAUGAAGGCAUCACCGUCCUGCAGCCCAGCGAAUGUGAAAUACGGAGACACCUGAAGCGGACAGAGAGGAUCGUCGCGACCUACGAGGAGAUGUGUCCCAAAGGGGAGGGCGUGUCUCCGCAGCGCUGCGUUUGGUCUUCGGCCGUCAACGUCAGGGAGAAGUACAUCUACGUGACCCAGCCGCUCCAGAGCCGCCUGCUGGUCGUCGACAUCCAGGCCCAGAAAGUGGUUCAGGCGGUGCCAACAGACCCGUUUCCUGUGAAGAUGCUCUAUGAUAAGUCACAUGACCAGGUGUGGAUUCUUACCUGGGGCGACAUGGACAAAACUCACCCAGCACUCCAGGUAAUUCCUCAAGCCAGUGUGGGUGAAGUUCAUCAUGCCGUCCAAACCACUUUUCAAAGGGUGACGGACUUCUUCAUCCCUCCAACUAACCUCAUCAUAACUCACGUGAGGUUUGCAUUCGUCUUCCUGAAAAAUGAGCCGGCGGUCCACAAGAUUGAUCUGGAGACCUUCCACCGCGUCAAGACCAUCAGCCUGAAGAACUACAGCUGCAUCCCGGCCAGCAUGGCCUACACACACCUGAGCGGCUUCUACUUCAUCCAGUGCCAGAGCAAGAGCCUUCUGGGCGCUGCAGCUCAGCUCCUCGUCGACAGCGUGACGGACACCGUCAUCGGCCCCAAUCAGAACAUCACAGGCCAGGCUUAUGUGUCGCCAGACGGUCGCUACGUCGUGACGCCGGACCCGAGGCGCUCCAAGCUGACGGUUCAGACGGUGUCCUUCCAGGGAGAGCUAACGCUAAACCAGGAACUAGACGAGCCCAUAAGCGUCUCCGAUAUGGUUUUCCAGCCUUCUUUCACGGAAUCGAACCAACACAUGUUGGUGGCGGUGUCCGGGUCGGGCUCGGACCUGCUGUUUGCCGAUCUGUCAUCAGGAAGCACGGAGGUUCUCCGGAGCCUCAAAGAGCCCCUGGCCGCCCAGGCCUGGCCGUGGGGGGGCCCCAACAGAGUGAUCGUCUCCAGCGGGUUGUUCGGACAGUACCUGGUGACGCCGUCGGUUGAGUCGCUCUUCAUCCUGGACGGCAAACAGAGAACGCCGCACUGUGAGGUUUCAGACAUCAAAAGAGCCAACACAGUGGUCUGGGUUGGCGAGGUAUGAGUAAAAAAGAAAAGCCGGAAAAACGGAGACUUAGAAUUAGAAGUAAACGAGAAAAGGAGAAAUCAGGCCAAAUUACCUAUCAUUAAGAUUUAUGUGAACCCAACCUGGGACUGAGAGAAGGGAAACACGCCUGAGAGAUGUAUCAAAAGUACACCUAAAAAUAGAGAAAAUACUAAGAAAAUCUGUUGUGAUAUUUCUAUUGGGAGAAAGUGUCAAUGCCGUUCAGUGCAACAGUGAUCUAUGUGCACUUAAUUAUACAGAAUUGUACAUUAUUGCACUUCCUUCCAUGUUAUCACAGCAAAUAGGUACCUGAAGAGGCGAAAGUAACAACUAUGAACUAUGCACAAUGCUCACUUUUUUUUUAAGAAUAAAAAGCUUUCCCAGUUUUGUUAAUC
Messenger RNA from Poecilia latipinna (sailfin molly), 3660 nucleotides. It is a transcript of the gene fstl4, whose product is annotated as follistatin-like 4. NCBI's taxonomy places the organism in Eukaryota, Metazoa, Chordata, Actinopteri, Cyprinodontiformes, Poeciliidae. The transcript is spliced from 16 exons. Gene Ontology annotation, molecular function: calcium ion binding; protein binding. Gene Ontology annotation, biological process: cell differentiation; regulation of BMP signaling pathway; multicellular organism development. The coding region runs from base 731 to 3265 and encodes 844 amino acids. The record is from RefSeq and is a predicted model, not a curated record. Gene Ontology annotation, cellular component: extracellular region.